GCUAAGAUGAGUGAAAGGAGAAGAUCUGCAGUCGCCCUGAGCUCGCGAGCACAUGCCUUCUCCGUUGAAGCCUUGAUCGGCUCAAAUAAAAAGCGGAAACUGCGAGACUGGGAGGAGAAGGGGUUGGACCUGUCCAUGGAGGCGCUGAGCCCCGCGGGCCCACUCGCAGACUCGGAGGACGCGGCCGCACACGGCCUGGAGCCUCACCCGGAUUCUGAGCAAAGCACUGGUUCAGACUCUGAGGUGCUCACUGAGCGGACUUCCUGUUCCUUUGACACUCACCCUGACUUGGGCUCUGGUGCUGCAGGCCCUGUGCCUGCUGCCAUGUCUUCCAUGGAAGAGAUUCAGGUGGAGCUCCAAUGCGCUGACCUCUGGAAGAGGUUCCAUGACAUUGGAACUGAGAUGAUCAUCACCAAAGCAGGCAGGAGGAUGUUUCCUGCCAUGAGAGUGAAAAUCACUGGCCUGGACCCACACCAGCAGUAUUACAUAGCAAUGGACAUUGUGCCUGUGGACAAUAAAAGAUACAGAUACGUGUACCACAGCUCCAAAUGGAUGGUGGCUGGCAAUGCGGACUCCCCUGUACCCCCUAGAGUUUAUAUACACCCUGAUUCUCUAGCUUCUGGAGACACCUGGAUGAGACAGGUGGUCAGUUUCGACAAACUCAAGCUGACCAACAACGAGUUGGAUGAUCAAGGACAUAUCAUUCUGCACUCGAUGCACAAAUACCAGCCUCGAGUUCACGUGAUCCGCAAGGAUUUCAGCAGCGACCUUUCACCCACCAAACCUGUCCCUGUUGGGGAUGGAGUGAAAACAUUCAACUUCCCUGAGACCGUGUUUACCACAGUCACAGCCUACCAGAACCAGCAGAUCACCAGAUUAAAAAUUGAUCGAAACCCUUUUGCUAAAGGAUUCAGAGAUUCUGGAAGAAACAGAACCGGACUGGAAGCCAUCAUGGAGACUUACGCAUUCUGGAGACCCCCCGUGCGCACACUCACCUUUGAGGAUUUCACCACCAUGCAAAAGCAGCAAGGGGGCAGCACAGGCACAUCCCCGACCACCUCCAGCACUGGGACACCAUCCCCUUCAGCUUCUUCUCACCUUUUAUCUCCAUCCUGUUCUCCUCCAACAUUUCAUCUGGCCCCCAACACUUUCAAUGUGGGCUGUCGAGAGAGCCAGCUGUGCAAUCUAAACCUCUCUGAUUAUCCACCAUGUGCCCGAAGCAACAUGGCGGCCUUGCAGAGCUACCCAGGGCUGAGUGACAGUGGCUACAACAGGCUCCAGAGUGGCACGGCUUCAGCCACUCAGCCCUCAGAAACCUUCAUGCCUCAGAGGACUCCAUCCCUGAUCUCAGGAAUACCAACUCCUCCCUCGUUGCCUAGCAACAGCAAGAUGGAAGCCUACGGCGGCCAGCUGGGGUCCUUCCCCACUUCCCAGUUCCAGUAUGUCAUGCAGGCCGGCAAUGCGGCCUCCAGCUCCUCAUCACCACAUAUGUUUGGGGGCAGCCACAUGCAGCAGAGCUCCUACAACGCCUUCUCUCUCCACAAUCCUUACAAUCUCUAUGGAUACAAUUUCCCCACUUCUCCCAGGCUAGCUGCAAGCCCAGAAAAACUGAGCGCCUCUCAAAGCACUUUACUCUGUUCUUCUCCUUCCAAUGGGGCCUUUGGCGAGAGGCAGUACCUGCCCACAGGGAUGGAGCACAGCAUGCACAUGAUCAGCCCUUCGCCCAAUAACCAGCAGGCGACCAACACCUGUGAUGGCCGGCAGUACGGGGCGGUCCCAGGCUCCUCCUCUCAGAUGUCCGUGCACAUGGUUUAAUGGCCUGUCCGAACACCAGGGAGCCCACUGCAGCAGGGGCCCAGCGUCUCCAUGAGCAGAUCUUCCUUUCUGGGAGCCGAAGCCUUUGAAAAAUGGGAACUGUGUUUUUUGUUUUUUGUUUUUCUGGAGGAAGAAAGCACAUACCCAAGAACAACAAAAGACAUUUAAGACACUGAAGGAAAUACUUGCAGUGGAGUCAUCUCCGACUCAGUGGCCAUUCUCCUGCCUUCCCAAACCUUAGUUUUAUAAAGCAUUGCCUACUCCAGAGUGGCCUUUGAAGAAACUGAAUAAUCAUUUUAUAAUAAUGUUAAGGGAGAUACUAGCAUGUAGCAGCCAUGAAAAGUUACCCUGACAUGAAUACAGACCUACCUGUACAUGCAUACAUACAAACAUACAUACAUACAUACGUGCAUGCAUGCAUACACACACAUAUAUAUUCACACAAACUCUUACACCAACACACACGCACACUGACUUGGAAGGGUGUGAACUCUGUGCAGGGGGGCCCAGGUGGGGACUUUCACCAAGAAUCCCAUCUCUACAACAGUAGAUGGACUGGGGCAGCAAUGGCAGUCCACCUUUCUGCCCCGGAGCCCACCCCGUUUCUGGAAUGAACCGUGUAUUCUGGAGCCCCUUCUGGUCCAUGAGGGUAGACAGGCAUCAGCACUACAACUGGACUUGGCUUCCUGAAAAUGAUUGCCUUUGAACUUUGGCUCUCCUCACUUGGCGUGCUAUCGCUGACGUUCCAAGGGGUGCCUCUGAAAAGGGAGUAAGAGCAGCCGAAGGAGAAAGGAAGAGAAGGAGUAGUGAGCAAGAGAGAGAGGUGGAAAGCAAGACUGAGAGAGGAAGUGUGAGCAAUGGUGAGAGUUGUAAUGUAUGGAGGAAAUUGGUUUUGGUUUGGUCCCCACUUCUUUCCCCCUACAGGUUCUAGAAAGAAUCGUGGCAUCACCGAGGAGUAAACCUCUCUGGGACAUUAUGCAGAGUCGGGGCACUGGUGACAGGGACUGGGGCAAGGAAUGCACUUCGAUCCUGCAGCUCUGACCACUGUUUACCAGAAGGGGGGGGGGAGUGCCCCGCAUGGGCAGUGCUAAUUCCAGAGCCUGCAACUGGCAGGGGAGGGGGACUGGAAGGAGUAUGAAGAAGGAAGGGUGUUAUAAGCCUGACAGAUGAUACCAAGCGCAGAGGUGACAUAAAGAGGCCUGGCCCUCCACAUGCCAGAUCCAGACACCUGACCUGGAUCGCCUGCCCCAUAGCCCCCUGCGGCAGGAGAAAUCCGGGCACAUCCCAGGAAAUUACAGAUGGGUCUUCUCCAUCCUUCCACCUGCCCUUAGAUCUCCAGUUUUUUCAAAUAGUUCAUUGCAUUUUGAAGUUUUGGGUUUUUUCCUUCUUCUUUCCCUUCCCUUUCAGAUCCUUUAAUGUUAAGAAAACAAGUGAAGUUUGGUGCAAGCUAAACUUGUUAAGUGGUGUGGAAAUGCAAAUAAUACCAAGUAAAAUAAUAACAGAUAUUAUUAAGAUUUUUGGUUUUGAGGUGUUGUAGAUAAAUGUAUUUAUGUGCCUAGUGGGGAAUCCAGUAUUAUGAAUAUUAAAAAAGGGGGCAAUAAAAAGGGUAUGUAAAAUAUGUAUGAAGUAAAGGUGUAUAAAAAAUUUGCCCUUAUGCACGGAACUCUGUUUCUAAGUGCCAAGCACAGAAAGCCGCUAAAUAAAAUCUUUGCAAUUGUCUUA
Neogale vison (American mink) is the source of this 3537-nucleotide messenger RNA. RefSeq names its product T-box transcription factor 15 (gene TBX15). The transcript is spliced from 8 exons. Gene Ontology annotation, biological process: regulation of transcription by RNA polymerase II; positive regulation of DNA-templated transcription; cell fate specification. NCBI's taxonomy places the organism in Eukaryota, Metazoa, Chordata, Mammalia, Carnivora, Mustelidae. Bases 7 to 1815 code for a protein of 602 amino acids. Gene Ontology annotation, cellular component: nucleus. Gene Ontology annotation, molecular function: RNA polymerase II cis-regulatory region sequence-specific DNA binding; DNA-binding transcription factor activity, RNA polymerase II-specific. The record is from RefSeq and is a predicted model, not a curated record.